CGAUAAGCAAUGGGGGAUAUUACUGUUGCCACCGUGGCUUCCGUUGACUGAUGUGCCAGCGCUGGUCCCCACACAGCGCCCCAUUGGUGACCACAGACUUAUAAAGACAAAGACAUGCCAGUUCUACUCCUGCCAUUCGGCUUCAUACGACAGGUCUUGCUCGCUCAUAUUGCCUAUAUCCCAUCGAAGAUAAGCUCCGGAUCCGGCGCCUGCAAACGCUCAAGCAAUCGAUUAUUGUCAAACAGGCAAAGUAUACGGACAGAGAACGACGGUGCUGACCAUCGUGCACUGACAACUUUUCGGCGACCAUUUCGGAUUGCCGUUUUACGGUUUGGUGGGUGCACUUACUCCUAAACCUAAUAGCGAGGCUAACUCAGGAACGGGUAAGAUUCAGCUGAUAAGGAGAAAUAUAAAAAAAAAACGCGGGAGAGCACAAAACAGAGAUUCCACGAUC
Messenger RNA from Gamsiella multidivaricata, 454 nucleotides. RefSeq lists its product as uncharacterized. NCBI's taxonomy places the organism in Eukaryota, Fungi, Mortierellomycota, Mortierellomycetes, Mortierellales, Mortierellaceae. The record is from RefSeq and is a predicted model, not a curated record. The transcript has a single exon. The coding region runs from base 115 to 354 and encodes 79 amino acids.